AUGCCCUGCCCAUGGCCACCCUGGCUCCGCCGCCCGCGAUUUCCCCAGGGCUCGGGUCCCAGCUCCCCUGGCUCGCUCUCUGCGCCCCGGUCCCCCAGCCAAGGGGAGGACGAAGACGAGGAUGGGGACCGCAGCCCGGGCUCAGGCCCCAUGCUGCCCCCCGCGUCCCCCGUGGAGUGCCUCAUCUGCGUGUCGCCUUUCGACGGUGUGUUCAAGCUGCCCAAGCGCCUGGACUGUGGCCACAUCUUCUGCCUUGAGUGCCUGGCUCGCCUGUCACUGGCCACGGCGGGGGGCGGUGACGCAGUGGCUUGCCCCGUGUGCCGUGCGCCCACGCGCCUGGCCCAACGCGGGGGGCUGCCCGCUCUUCCCACACAGACCGGCCUGCUGCCCCACGAAGCUCGCAGCCCGCCCACGCGCCAGGGCUCGGUGCGCUUUGACCGGCGCCGGGGGCUGCUCUACCUGCGCCCUCCUCCAGCGCCAGGGCCACGCAAAACCCGCCCAGCGCGCCCGCCGCCGCCCCCACCGCCACUGCGCCUCGGCCGUCCGCUGUCCCGCCGCGUGACGCUGGACAGCCCCACCUGGAUCUUCAACGCUGCAGUGGCGCUGGCCGUGCUGGUGGCCGCGGGGCUGGUGGUCUCCGGCGUCUACAUCUUCUUCCUCAUCCCGCACGCCGCCUCCUCCGGCCUCGCACGCCCCCAGCUCGUGGCUCUUGCCCCACCACCCGACUUCUCCUGGUUACCGCCGCGGCCCACGCCCGGGGCGCCCUGGACGCCAGGUCCCACGGGCCGUGAACUAGACACCAACCUGCCAGGGGCUGCAGAGGAUGCGCUGGAGCCCAUAGAGAGCCCCGGGGACGCAGCGGAUGCGGAGGGGACGCUGGACAGGCCCUCGGAUCGCGAGUGGGAGUCAGAGGAUGGGCCCGCCUGGGCCCCCGGGGCACCGGAGCCAUAG
Molossus molossus (Pallas's mastiff bat) is the source of this 951-nucleotide messenger RNA. RefSeq names its product ring finger protein 225 (gene RNF225). The transcript has a single exon. Gene Ontology annotation, biological process: protein ubiquitination. NCBI's taxonomy places the organism in Eukaryota, Metazoa, Chordata, Mammalia, Chiroptera, Molossidae. Bases 1 to 951 code for a protein of 316 amino acids. The record is from RefSeq and is a predicted model, not a curated record. Gene Ontology annotation, molecular function: ubiquitin protein ligase activity.